AAAUACUGAUGGCAGGUACACACUACAGGAUUGUUCAAACCUUCACAGAUUAGGAGACCACACACUUGAUGACAACAAAAGACAGAUCGCACUAGAUCUCUCUCUGCUGAUCUUAUAGUGUGUGGCGUUCUCCGUAGUGCACACCACACACUAACUAAUUCUUCAGCAGAGUAUCAGGUUCUUCAGGCUCAAUAUUACAAAUCUCGCGUGGUCAAACUUGACCUCAGUUUAAACAAACAUGGUGGACGAAGCGGAAGAUGCAGUGGUGGUUGUUUUAGGCUGAAAAAAACAAAACCAAAACAAAACAACUGUGGGAAAAGUCAUGGAGACGGCGAGAGUGUGGGCUGUAUGCGUUACAGCGCGAGUUGGAGGACAAUUCAUCCCGAUUAUCCUGUAGUGUGUACCCGCCUUAAGUAGAGUGUGUCUGGGUAGCAGCAGAGCUCAGGUCAGCAGCUGUGCAUCUGAAGAGCAGGAGGAGACUGCUUGAGCAAGUUGCCGGGAACUCUAACAUGGACUACAACAAGAAGGCAGGGCCGAUGAGAGGAGUUUCUCUGGAGGGUGGUCCGGAUGCCUGUGACAUAGACAUGACUGAUCUGGAGUGUUACAACUUAGGUGGGACCACUCUGGAGGUAAGCCAAGAGAACCCAACAACAGAAGGUCCACCAGGAGGCUGCACAGGUGCAGAUAGGCAGUGGGCUGGGUAACUGAUGUGCAGGCAAGAGGCUAAUGGCCAUUGGUACAGUGGCUACAGACUGGGAGCAGAAAUUGGAAGAUGCAGAGGAGUCUGGAAUGACUGGUCUGGAAAUCUGGAGGGCAUCUGGGGGACGGAUGGAUAAUGCCAAUGGCAGCAAAGCUUCAGAAAAAUGGGCUAAGUGGGAAACGAAUCAGGAUGCAGAUGUGUCCUCCACCAGGUUGAUGGCUCUGUUUUUAGACGUGUCGGCCUCACGCAGGAAAGAUGUGGCUAAAGUUGCAAGGGAAGCAAAUCACUCCUCUGCUGUCAAUAUAGUAUGUACAGUAUAAAAGUGCUGGAAACAUCUUUACACUAAAGCAUGCCAUACUGUGGUAAUGGAAUCAAUCAAUAUCAGCUGCUACGACUAUGAAAGGCUGUAUAACCAUUACUUUUGAGUCAGCCAAGAAAAAACAAAAAUACCACCUCCAGCAUGUACCACCUUAUACUAAGACAGAAAAAGGUUUCCCUGUGUGGAACCACCUCCAUUUAGUUCACUGGUGAUGAUACAGUCAUGGCCACAAGGCGGUGAAUGAAAAUUGCUUCUACACAGCUGUCUGAAAUGGAAGGAAACAUAAGGACAACUUACACAAAAAUGUAAGAUUUAAACAUACAGACAACCUCAGAACCAUCUGAUAAUCUGAUGAGAUCAUUUUUGUUGCCUGAUGUAACAGAAGUUGUGUGUAUCUUUUACAUUGGAUGAUGAGAUUGAAUUUGAUAAUCUUGCAUAAAAGUUCUGAUGUGUCAUUUGUAUGCAACAAAAAAUUCUAUUGUUCUUCUAUUGGUGUUAUUUUUAUAAAAUAACACCAUCUGAAGAAUGUCUUAACAUUCUGCGUCAGCACGUUUUCUUCCUGAAAGCGUGUUUGUGGUCAGCUUGAUGAACAGCAUAAGCAACUUAAAAAACACCCCACCUCUUCGGUUGAAAGCACCCUGAAAGCACUGGAGCACAGUUCAGUUGCGGACAUUGCACAGUUACAGCCACACGCGCCAUGAAGAGCUUCACCUUGAUAGCAGCUUUGACUCUCUGCAGCUUUAGCUGGAUCUCUGCCUCAGUCUCUCAGUCUCAGACUGUGGAGGCUCAGCCUGGUGAAGGAGUCACACUGUGGUGCAACAACACCUACAACAAUGGUGCUGUGAUAUUCUGGUUCAGACUGGUCGACAGAACCGAGGUCAGCUGUGUCUCUGUCAUGAUCCAUUCCAAAGAAGCUAAAUACUGUGAAGGAUUUCAAAAUGGGAAAUUUGAAAUGAGAAUCAGCAACAACACUGUCUCUCUCAAAAUGCAUUUUGUGGUUAAAUCUGAUGCAGGACUGUAUUUCUGUGGAUUUUACACUAGUGGAAUUAUCACUUUCAGUGUCACACGUUUAAAUGUCAAAGGCUACUUUUAUCCUUACUUUUUUUCUUUAAAAGGCGGCAAUGAGCCACCUGGUGACGAGGACAGCGGAGAUAAAAGAGAGUCUGGAGGAAUAGCAAUGCUGACGAGUGUGAUCGUGGGUGCUCUGACUUUUGUCCUUGUACUGGUCAUCAUCGGUCUGGUUGUGAAAGUCAGGAAACUUCAGACAGCUGCCACUGAAGAAAAUAAUCCACAACAGUGUGAGAAUCUGCUCUCUGAUCAGCUGAAGGAUGCAGCUGUGAGAUUUUACCCGACAUCAGUAAGAAGCAGGAGGCCUGCAUCAGAGAGAGAAGUGGAAACUCAUAUCAUUUAUACUGCCAGCAGACAGACUCAGAAGGUUUUGUCUGACCUUGGUCACUGUCCAGAUCGAGCAUAGUUAGAUAGAGGUCUGCAGCAGUGGAGGAGUGAGUGAGGUUCACCUCACUUGUUUGACAGGAAGAGGCAGCGCAGUGUGGUCUGAGCACAACUGAAGGGAAGACCGCGAGGUCUGUUAGAUCAACGCACUGUGGAAAUGAAGUCUGAAAUAAAUGAACUGGACAUUUCAACUGUUACAUGCGUGAAUUAAAAAAAAUAAAAGCUAUUUUAAUGUA
This is a messenger RNA of Acanthopagrus latus (yellowfin seabream), 2707 nucleotides long. RefSeq lists its product as uncharacterized. The transcript has 8 exons. NCBI's taxonomy places the organism in Eukaryota, Metazoa, Chordata, Actinopteri, Spariformes, Sparidae. The record is from RefSeq and is a predicted model, not a curated record. Bases 1717 to 2493 code for a protein of 258 amino acids. Gene Ontology annotation, biological process: response to bacterium.